AAAUGAAGGAUCAUGUUAAACUCCACACAGGUUUCAUAUUUCACACUUGCUGCCUACUUUGACACUGGAGUUUUUAAAUAUCUAUACUUCCUGAUUAUUCUGACUUUUUAUAUCGCAAUAGUUUGUUCCAAUGUUUUUCUCAUUGUGGUUAUCUGUAUGAACAGAAGCUUACAUGAACCUAUGUACCUUUUUCUGUGCAGCCUGUUUGUAAAUGAACUGUUUGGUAGUACAGGGUUGUUUCCAUUCCUUCUGGUUCAGAUCCUCUCUGACAUUCACACUGUUUCUGCUCCUUUUUGUUUCCUGCAGAUUUUCUGUUUGUACUCUUAUGGAAGUAUAGAACUUCUGACCUUAGCCAUCAUGUCUUAUGACAGAUACCUCGCUAUCUGUUACCCUCUGCAAUAUAACACACAUAUGACACCUAAUAAAAUUGCCAAGCUUACUGCUCUAAUAUGGAUCUAUCCCAUUCUUAUUAAUAUUUUCAUUGUGGCUUGUCUGACUGUCCCUUUGCAGCUGUGUGGAAGCAUCAUUAACAAAGUUUACUGUGACAACUAUUACGUUGUCAAACUGGCCUGCUCUGACACAACAGUCAAUAACAUUUUUGGACUUUGUCACAUGUUCACCGUAAUCUUUGGUCUUAUACUUUUAAUUCUUUACACAUACAUGAGGAUUCUUAAAGUCUGUUUUUCUGGUUCUAAACAGACCAGAAGGAAAGCCGUCAGUACCUGCACACCUCACCUUGCUUCCCUGCUCAACUUCUCUUUUGGAGCUUUCUUUGAAAUAGUGCAAGGCAGAUUUAAUAUGAGCAGAGUACCAAAUAUGUUGCGCAUUAUUUUAUCAUUAUACUGGCUUACAUGCCAGCCGCUCUUCAACCCUGUACUGUAUGGACUGAAUAUGACCAAAAUACGCAUCAUAUGCAAGAGUCUUGGUAAAAGAAUGUAGGAUACUGGUGUCAUCUGUCAUCUAACAAAUCUGUUCCUCUGGAAUGACGAGUAAAAACACAAACUAACAAUAGUAGUGUUAACAGUGAUGAGGACUGUAUAAUGUGUCUGAAAUGUGUCCUAAAUGAUGUCAAAUUAAACAUGUAAAGAGUUGCUUUGAAUCUCUGACAGGUUUCAGUCACUAAAAAUCAGUUCCCUGAACUGAUUCUUGAGACGAAUUCUCAAAUGUUGAAAGAUCUUUUAGUCGUUAAAGUCAGUCUAUCGUCUGAACUGUGUAGUUUAUUCAUAAGUUUAGUGAAUCCUGAUGUGUGAGAUGGCUUCAGCCUUCACCAGUGACUCAUUAUUUUGUUGCUGUAUUAGCACUUGAAUACUUUCAGUUUUUAUUAUUUAUUCUAACUUAAAGACAAACGAAUUAAAGAUUUGAAAUUUAGUCUAGAAUAUAUGUUGAUGUCCUACACAGUCUCCAAAACAUGUAGAAGUGGUCUUCUCUAAUGCAGCCAUGAGGAAUCUGUGGUCCAUUGAACACUAAUUCUUUUAU
Thunnus maccoyii (southern bluefin tuna) is the source of this 1476-nucleotide messenger RNA. RefSeq names its product olfactory receptor 11A1-like. NCBI's taxonomy places the organism in Eukaryota, Metazoa, Chordata, Actinopteri, Scombriformes, Scombridae. Gene Ontology annotation, molecular function: G protein-coupled receptor activity; olfactory receptor activity. Gene Ontology annotation, biological process: G protein-coupled receptor signaling pathway. The record is from RefSeq and is a predicted model, not a curated record. Bases 13 to 939 code for a protein of 308 amino acids. The transcript has a single exon. Gene Ontology annotation, cellular component: membrane.